AUGAGCGAAGAAUGUUUCCCCGUUGAACCCUUUUCGGAAGAGGAGAACACAAAAGAGAUGGAAAGUUUGUCACUUGGGAAAGACCGCCCGUCCAAAACGUUCUCUGACAAACAAACUCAAACAGAUCUUGUUGUCUUCACUCCAAAGAUGCGAAUGAAACGACCUUACUUCAUGACUAAUCCUGUGGAUGAUGAACCGCAAAAUUUCAAAUUGUUGCAACCACCUGGGAAUUACACAUUGACGGAGAUGUUUGACGAUUUAAGGUGUAUUGGGGACUCUCCUCUAUCGAAUGUCAGUCCAUCAACCUCAUCACAACUUCAAGAUCUGCAAACUCUACCUCGGGCAUACACUAGUCCAUCACAAAUGAUAAGAUGCGCAGAAUACCCGCAACAAUUCUUAUCUCAGCCACACCCUUAUGCGAAUAAUUAUGCUUAUCCUUCUUUAGCAGAAGGAGAGCAUUACACGCUUACGCGAGCAUAUUCUAAUCCAGCUACACUGGUAAGAGAUCGGAAUAGUGUCGAACAGGUCUCACACCCGAUCUCAGCUUAUUUCACUCCUCACUCGCGUCCUUUCCUCUCAUAA
Strongylus vulgaris is the source of this 582-nucleotide messenger RNA. The record is from the annotation of a GenBank genome assembly. Lineage: Eukaryota; Metazoa; Nematoda; Chromadorea; Rhabditida; Strongylidae.